Trichosporon asahii var. asahii CBS 2479 is the source of this 531-nucleotide messenger RNA. RefSeq lists its product as uncharacterized. NCBI's taxonomy places the organism in Eukaryota, Fungi, Basidiomycota, Tremellomycetes, Trichosporonales, Trichosporonaceae. Gene Ontology annotation, cellular component: mitochondrial outer membrane. The record is from RefSeq and is a predicted model, not a curated record. The transcript is spliced from 2 exons. Bases 1 to 531 code for a protein of 176 amino acids.
AUGUCCACUAUCCCCGACUGGUGCUUCUCCGUUUGCCGGAACCCGGCCACCGCCAUGGGCCUCCCGCUCGCCCUCGGCUUCCUCAGCGGCUACGGCUCCGCCGAGAUGCGCAGCAAGCGCACUGGCCAGACGCUCAAGUCGCAGACGUCGUGCCCGACGCACCCUGCGAUGACUUGGAUCUGGAACGCCAUGUACCCUCUCGCGGGUUACGCUGCCUACCUGACGGUGAAGGACUUUGACGCUGCCAUCACCCCUCUCGAGACCAACAACGCCCUCGCGGCCUUCAAGCUCUACUGGGUCCAACUCGGCCUCAACCUCCUCUGGCCGCCGGUGUUCGUCGGCCAGGGCCAGAGCAUGGUCGGCCUCGGCAUCAUGACCUGCCUCUUCGGCACGGUCGCCGCCAUGACGGCCAAGAUGAACAACCUGUUCACGCCCGUCAACACCACCUGGUUCCUCGCCCCCUACCUGGGCUUCCUCGGCUACAACCUGUACGAGAACUUUGUCGCCGUCAAGAACUCGCAGCACGCUUAA